UAUUGGCAAUAAACAUUGCCUCAAUGAAAUUGGCCUUGACGCCUCGAUGCUGAUGUCAAAUGAGGCUCGGAAAUGUCAAAUUUAAAACAUCUUUCGUACGAUAGAUCAAUUGUAGGUGACAUAUAUUCAUAGAAAACGUAAUUAAUGAGUUGGCGAAAAUUCUGUUUAAACAUAAUGGGCCAAGACGAAAAAACGAACAAAUUUGAAAUAGAUACAGACGACGAAGUUACUGAAAGCGAUGAAACCGUCUCGACGGAAAAAAGUUCCAGGAAUAUCGGUACUUCUCACAAACUAUUUUACAAGUGGCUGCCAGAGGGAUGCCUCAAAUUCUUCUUCUUGUUGCUUAACAGCGUGGCACUCCUCGCAGGUGUAACAGCGAUAACGAUGUCUGUCUUAAUGUUGACUGAUACGAACUUCACAUCUAGAUUGGUGGGUCAACGGCUUUCCAUGACGAUUUUAUUAAUUCUAGGAGUGUUUGUAUCUUUUGUAGCUUUUACCGGAAUUAUAGCAAUUGCGAAGAAAAAAGAACACUUCAUGAUUUUCUAUGUAAUAUGUCAGUCAGUCGCUCUCUGUGCCGUAUUUGUAUCGUUGACACUGAGUUUCCCGUUUUUCGAUAAAAUUACGAAAAACAUUCGAAAUGAUAUGAUCGACUCUAUGAAAAGUUAUCAUUCGUUAGAUUGGGCUCCGAAAGCAUGGGACAACACUCACAAAUAUUUAAACUGCUGUGGAAUUAGAUCAUCCAAAGAUUGGUUGGAUUAUCAAAUGGACAUUCCGCGAAGUUGUUGUGCUACAGUAAUUAAACAAUGUCUGCACAUGACAGAGGAUGUGUCUUAUAAAUCUGGCUGCUUAAGAGGGGCCAUAGAGCUAUUAAAAUCGUACGUUCAGACUGCCUCUAUUUCCACGCUUGUCAUAUUUCCACUUCUGUUAAUUAGCGUGUUUUUAGCGCUUGGUUUACGAAAAGGACUGAAGAUGAAUCGUUUGACAAGAGACGAAGCGACUUAUUGAUUCGCGAAGACACAUCGAGGGUGAACGUGACUUAGAAGUGAAUGACAAGU
Messenger RNA from Solenopsis invicta (red fire ant), 1055 nucleotides. RefSeq names its product tetraspanin-9. The record is from RefSeq and is a predicted model, not a curated record. Gene Ontology annotation, cellular component: membrane. Lineage: Eukaryota; Metazoa; Arthropoda; Insecta; Hymenoptera; Formicidae. The transcript is spliced from 6 exons. Bases 145 to 1005 code for a protein of 286 amino acids.